GGCCUUCUCAGGCAGCUCGGCGUGGAGAUCAGCACGGCACGCUCUCUUGUGCCUCUCCUCCCUGUUCCCAACUGUUACAAACAGUGAAUAUUUAUUCGGUCUAUCACUGGGGACAGUAGAAAGGACACCAGCUUGGAAUAAGUUAGGACCUGCGUCUACUGAACAGCUGAAUCCUUGGGAAACUCUUUUAGUGUGGCAUGGCAGAAAGAAAAAUGUGUAUGCGCACACAGACACCUGCUGACGGAGACACACAAAAAGAAAACAAUAUUCGUUGUUUAACUACGUCUGGACAUUUUGGUUUUGAAUGUUUGCCCAACCAGUUGGUGACCAGAUCUAUCCGACAGGGAUUCACUUUUAAUAUUCUCUGUGUGGGGGAGACUGGAAUUGGAAAAUCAACACUGAUUGACACGUUGUUUAAUACCAACUUGAAAGAUAACAAAUCCUCACAUUUUUACUCCAGUGUGGGGCUUCGAAUACAGACAUAUGAACUUCAGGAAAGCAGUGUUCAGCUGAAACUGACCGUUGUGGAAACGGUGGGCUAUGGUGAUCAAAUGAACAAGGAAGCCAGCCACCAACCAAUAGUCGACUACAUAGACGCCCAGUUUGAGGCCUAUCUUCACGAAGAGCUGAAGAUUCAGCGCUCCUUGUCUGAGUACCACGAUUCUCGUGUCCACGUGUGUCUGUACUUCAUUUCACCCACGGGACAUUCCCUGAAGUCUCUUGAUCUGCUAACAAUGAAGAACCUUGACAGUAAGGUGAACAUUAUACCACUGAUUGCCAAGGCAGACACAGUUUCUAAAAAUGAUAUACAGAUGUUUAAGAGGAAGAUAAUGAGCGAACUGAUUAGCAACGGGAUCCGCAUAUAUCAGUUCCCAACAGAUGAUGAAACCACCGCUCAAACGAACUCCUCCGUGAACGGACUAUUACCCUUUGCUGUGGUUGGCAGUACAGAUGUAGUGAAAGUUGGAAAAAGGAUGGUCAGAGGCCGUCACUAUCCUUGGGGAGUUUUGCAAGUGGAAAACGAAAAUCACUGUGACUUCAUUAAGCUCCGAGAUAUGCUUCUUUGUACCAAUAUGGAAAACCUAAAAGAAAAAACCCACACUCAGCACUAUGAAUGUUAUAGGUACCAAAAACUGCAGAAAAUGGGCUUUACAGAUGUGGGCCCAGACAACCAGCCAGUUAGUUUUCAAGAAAUCUUUCAAGCCAAAAGACAGGAGUUCUAUGAUCAAUGUCAGAGGGAAGAAGAAGAGCUGAAACAGAAAUUUGUGCAGCAAGUCAAGGAGAAAGAAGCAACAUUUAAAGCAGCUGAAAAAGAGCUGCAGGACAAGCUGGAGCACCUUAAAGUGAUUCAACAGGAGGAGAUAAAGAAGCUCGAAGGAGAGAAAAAACAGCUGGAGGGAGAAAUAAUCGACUUUUAUAAAGUGAAAGCUGCCUCUGAAGCACUGCAGACUCAGCUGAGCGCCAGUGCGAAGAAAGACAAAGAUCGCAAGAAGUGAUCAUUUCUCUUACUGUGGUUUGAGAGCCCUGUCCUUCUAUGGCCCAUCUUCCUGUGACGUUGCCUUGGGAGCAUUGAACUCUCACUGCAGUUCUCAUUUUAAAAAUUGGUUUGCUUAUUGUAUAUUUUUCCCAACUAAAGUGUGAGCUCCUAGCUGAGUACAGUGACUCACGCUUAUGAUCCCAGUACUUUGGGAGGCCAAGGUGGGCAGAUCACCUGAGGUCAGGAGUUCGAGAAUAGCCCGGCCAACUUGGCGAAACCCCAUCUCUACCAAAAAUAUAAAAAUUAGCUCGGCGUGGUGGUGCACACCUGUAGUCCCAGCUACUUGGGAAGCCGAGGCAGGAGGGUGGCUUGUACCCAGGAGGCGGAAGUUGCAGUGAGCAGAGAUUGCGCCACUGCACUCCAGCCUGGGUGACAGAGCGCUAUGAGCCACCACACCUGGGAUGAGCCACCGUGCCCAGCUGACAAUGACUUUUAUACAUACUGUUAAAUCAUCUUACAGAUUUUAUAAUUGGGAAGAAGAAAAAGUUUACGAAAUGAUCUUUUAAUAGAAACUUUACAAGAACCAGAAUCUUUGCUUUGCUCAUGUAUGUAUCCAUUCCUAGGCCUAGAACCAGGGCUGUCACUAGCAGCAAGUAUUUGUUGAAUAAAUGGGCCCAGUGACAGUAUGUGAGCUAUGCUAUGUGCAUAAAUCAAAAAUGUAGAUUAGUGACUUUCAGAAGAUAAUUAAUGUAACUUCUUACUGCGUUGGAACAUGUUGAGUUAUAUUGCUGAGGAACUCCUAUCUUCUCAUUUUUUCAUCCCAAUCGAAUGUUAUUAAAAUUGAAAUCAGCAAUAUUAUUCCGUAUCUAAAAAUACUAUUUGUAAACAUUAUGACUUGGCUGCAUUUAGAAUAGACUUUUUGGGUAACAAUGGUGUAAUCCAUGGGGAUUUUUAGGGCACAGAAGAAUUCAUGCAAAAUUUCGUUUUCUGUUUUCGCAAAGCUAUGAAACAUAUUAUAUGAUAGUAUAUGGCACAUUUUAACUGUUUUCAGAAUUUUUUUUAAAAAAUUAAUGUUUGUUUCCCAUAUAACUUUGAAAUUUAUAAAUAAAUAGUUGCUUGUCUCUUUCAGCUCCAGUUUUAUGUGAAAUAAGAGUUUCCAGAUUUUUGUAACAUGCAAAGUUUUAAUAAGUCAGAAUUCCUGAUUUUUGCCAGUCAUUUUCUCAAUAAUUUACUUCUUUUAUCUCUUGUUGAUUUCUCUGGAGUGACAUGUUUUGUUUCUAUUCUCAUUUCCUUUUGUGUAUAUUCGAGGUAUCUUUAGGUUUUGGUGACUAUGAGAAUUACGUAUAACAUCCUAGAGUUAUGAUAUUCUAAUCUGAACUUAUUUCAACUUGACUUAAAUCACAUACCGAAAUUCUGCAGCUCUAUAGCUCUACCCUUUUUCUUCUGGCCUUUUUGUCACCCUUCAGAGUGCUCUACUCUUUUUAUGUCGUUGAUGUAACAAAUUAUAUCUUUAUUCAUUGCAUACCACCUGACAGAGUUAUAAUUACAUUUUAUGCCUUUGUCUUUGAAAUCCUGAGGAAAAUAAAAAGCAGAGUUACUAACCGUAA
This is a messenger RNA of Callithrix jacchus (white-tufted-ear marmoset), 3084 nucleotides long. RefSeq names its product septin 14 (gene SEPTIN14). NCBI's taxonomy places the organism in Eukaryota, Metazoa, Chordata, Mammalia, Primates, Cebidae. The record is from RefSeq and is a predicted model, not a curated record. Gene Ontology annotation, molecular function: GTP binding.